This is a messenger RNA of Neopsephotus bourkii (Bourke's parrot), 1889 nucleotides long. It is a transcript of the gene RLBP1, whose product is annotated as retinaldehyde binding protein 1. Gene Ontology annotation, molecular function: phosphatidylinositol bisphosphate binding. Lineage: Eukaryota; Metazoa; Chordata; Aves; Psittaciformes; Psittacidae. Gene Ontology annotation, cellular component: membrane. The transcript has 6 exons. The coding region runs from base 70 to 1029 and encodes 319 amino acids. The record is from RefSeq and is a predicted model, not a curated record.
CCCCAUAGCUCCCUACCCCAGGAGACCUGCAGUGGGGCAGGGAGCAGGGGGGCUGGCUGUGGAGAGCCCAUGUGUUCUCCUCACCCCCAGACGGGCACCUUCCGCAUCGUCUCGGAGGAGGAGCAGGCCCUGCGCUCCAAGCUGGAGCGCCUCACCACCAAGGACCACGGCCCUGUCUUUGGGAGGUGCGAGAAGAUCCCCCCACACACCCUGCAGAAGGCGAAGGAUGAGCUGAACGAGACGGUGGAGCAGAGGGAGGUGGCGGUGAAGGCGCUGCGGGAGCUGGUGCGGGAGCGGGCGGGCGGCGAGGACGUGUGCCAGGCGGUGGCAGAGAAGGUGCAGGACAAGGACGACUCCUUCCUCCUCCGCUUCAUUCGUGCCCGCAAGUUCGAUGUCCACAGGGCCUAUGACCUGCUGAAAGGCUACGUCAGCUUCCGCCAGCAGUACCCGGAGCUCUUCGACAACCUGAGCCCCGAGGCCGUGCGCAGCACCAUCGAGGCCGGCUACCCCGGCAUCCUGGCCAGCAGGGACAAGCAUGGCCGGGUCGUGAUGCUCUUCAACAUCGAGAACUGGGACUACGAGGAGAUCACCUUCGAUGAGAUCCUUCGUGCCUACUGCAUUAUCUUGGAGAAGCUACUGGAAAACGAAGAGACCCAGAUCAAUGGGUUCUGCAUCAUUGAGAACUUCAAGGGCUUCACCAUGCAGCAGGCAUCAGGGAUCAAACCCUCCGAGCUCAAGAAGAUGGUGGACAUGCUGCAGGACUCCUUCCCAGCGCGGUUCAAGGCCGUGCACUUCAUCCACCAGCCCUGGUACUUCACCACCACCUACAACGUGGUCAAACCAUUCCUGAAGAGCAAACUCCUGGAGAGGGUCUUUGUGCAUGGAGAGGAGCUGGAGUCCUUCUACCAGGAGAUCGAUGCUGACAUCCUGCCGGCAGACUUUGGUGGCACCCUGCCCAAGUACGAUGGCAAAGCUACUGCAGAGAAGCUCUUUGGGCCACGCAUCGAGGCUGAAGACACAGCUCUCUAACCCAGCACAGUGGUGGCCCCCUAAGCCCAGCCACCCCCUUGCCGUAGCAUUGGUUGGAUGACUGCUCGUGAUGAGGUUGUUCCUCGCCUGUCUCUCCUUUUGCCUCCCCACACCAGGCAGCAGACUGCCCAGCAGCUCUGUCCCCCCCCAGGCAGAGCAUCCUUCUCUCAGGAGCCAGCACAGGAAGGAGGAUACCAGCCCUGGAGCUGUGGUGGGGGGACAGGGGAGCAUCUGUUCUGGGAAGGGAGGGCUACAGAGAGGCAGUAAUAAAGUGGUAUUGAGCAGCAGAGCUCUGGGGUUGCUUAUGGCAUGUGGCAAGGAACAGGGGCUCCUUUUGGGUGCAGGCACACUGACUGUGCUGCUGGUUCUGAGGAGGCCAGCAGUGUCACUGCUUGGUAGCAGACCUCUGUUGCCCCUCCCAUCACUGACUGUCCUUUGGCACAGGGGCCAAGGAACCAGCAGUCUCCGUCCUCCCUGCAUCCCAAUGUGAGCAUCACCCCUGCCCACACAAGGACCCUCAGUUCUCAGUCAUCUGCUCUAACCAGGAAAGAGAAAACAGCCCAGAAGAUGCAGGAACCCAACCAGUGCCCCAGGCUCUGUGUAAUUCCUGCUCAGGCAGGCACGGAGGAGGAACAGAGGCUGCAGCACCCGCUAAGACUAGGAGAUGGAUUUAUCCAUAGGAGAGUGAGGGACAAGCAGAACAUACCCUCCUGCAUCCUUCAGAAGCUGUUUCUCCUGGUCCUGUGCUGUGGGAGGGAGCCCUACCAAAAGCCACCAUAGAGGGCAGAGGGUCCUUGCCUGGAAAAUGAGUUGUGCUGAUAGUAAAGCCAAUUAAUUCUUGCUCAUGUGGAGUCAGCAGC